Molecule: messenger RNA, 2667 nt
Organism: Ictalurus furcatus (blue catfish)
Lineage: Eukaryota; Metazoa; Chordata; Actinopteri; Siluriformes; Ictaluridae
Gene: tpbg1b
Product: trophoblast glycoprotein a
Exons: 2
Coding region: 1314-2423 (369 amino acids)
Biological process (GO): negative regulation of canonical Wnt signaling pathway
Cellular component (GO): plasma membrane
Molecular function (GO): protein binding
Source: RefSeq, a predicted model, not a curated record
UCACCCUGAGAACACCAUCCAUGCAAACACCAUCCAUGCUGUGGAGAUGGUUUUCAUCAAAACUGAACUGGUUUAAGGCAAGAUGGAUGGACCCAAAUACAGGGAGAAAAGGCGUCCAAUCUGCACACAUUCUGACCUAGGGGAAAUUUAGCACAGCCAAAUUGCCUACCUGUAUGUUUUUCUGGACAGUGGGAAGAAACCCAGAGAGCCUGGCGGAAACCCACGUAAACACUAAGAGAGCACACGAAACUCGAUACAGACAGUACUCCAAGCUCAGGAUCAAUCCCAGGACAGUGGUUUCUGGCAGAUAUAUGAGCAUGAUUGUAUUUUGUAGCACAAAGAUGAGUUAAAGUGGAAAUUAAAUUGUGCUGAUGUCCAAAAAUGCAGUCUUAAAAAUAAAAUCACAAGUUAGAGUUUAUUCCAGGACAAUAGAGAGUCUCACAGCAAACAUUAUACAGAGAAUUUCUUCUGGGAAGAAGCUCAAGAGAAGAGAAGUGCGAGAGAAGGAAAGAGUAGAAGAGAAUAGUUCUUUGUGGUUACUUGUAGUUUAUUAGGAAUACAGAUCCAUCAGGUGCCAAUAAUUCUGCUUAUUUCAGUACAUUUGUGAAUAUCUUUCUACAAGUGAAAAAUAUUUCUAAUCGAUGCCCAUUGUACUCUAGAGAUAUGCUUUUAAAAUGUGUUGUUAGUCCAGUCCAGGCUUUAGCAGCAUCCUGAGGAGGAAGAGCAGAGUGUUCUGAAAACAUGCGACUGAUCUGAGUACUGAACAGCGCGAGAAAUUAAGAGUACAGGGAUUAUUUUUUGUGUGUGUUUUUUUUUUUUAACUUGUAUUUAGUUGUUGGACUGUCCUCUCAGACAUGAGUAGGUCACCCUCCUCCUCCUCUUCCUCCCCUCCUCCAAGCGUGUGUCUAGCGUUGCUGCUUUCAUUUCAUUGUUCCACAGGAGUUCAGAUGGUUCUCUUUCUCAUGAUAAUCAGCUCCUGCCUUUCACUUCACUACACAUGGCUUCUCCAAGACGCAGAGGGAGCUGAGAGCGCGGUGGGAUCAUUCAUAAGUUCACAAGUUCUCCUCAGGAACACCACGCCAGACGUUAUUUGGAGAGUGUUUGCAUUUCGUUAGACCAGGACGCACAACUUUUUCAGGAUUUGUCUUACUUUCCAAAAAGGACGUCUCACGCAGCUGGUACAGAGUGAUAUAUAUAUUUUGUUUGUUUGUUUAAAACAAGCAUGUUUGUUCGUCCUGUUUAAGCUACUCGGUCGAGGUGAAUUUAGAGAAAGUUUGGAGGUAUUUACCUGGUUCAUUUUCAGACUUUCCGACAUGUGCGUGUUCGCGCUGCGAGUCGUGUUCGCGCUGCUGUGCGUCCACGCUACGCGCUCUGCGUUAUGUCCUGCUGGCUGUGAAUGUUCAGAAGCUGCACAAACUGUGAAGUGUGUUUCUAAGGAUCUUCAGGACAUACCGACAGGCAUUCCUACCUACACAAGGAAUUUGUUCAUCACGGGCAACCACAUUAGACGGAUUGGUCCAGAGUUUUUUAAGGGACUGGACAAUGUGACAACGUUAUCACUCAGCAACAACAGAAUAUCUGAGGUGGCGUCUCACACAUUCUCCAGCCUGCGUAACCUCAGAUCAUUGGACCUGAGCAGCAACCAGCUGGUGUUGAUUCACCCUGAGGCCUUCAUAAUGCACAACCACACUCUGAGAGAGCUGAAUUUCAGCCGAGCUCUCUAUAACCACUCCUCGGUCACUAACUUGGCCACAGCUCUGUGCUGGAGCAGCUUGGAUAGUCUGCUUGGGUUGGACCUGUCAAGCAAUGGCCUGAUCUAUCUACCCCCUCAUAUCUUCUUUCGUAUGAGCAGUCUGCGCCGGCUUCAGUUGGCCAACAACUCCAUAGUAUCCAUUACCAAUGAGACGUUGCUGGGUUUGGAGCACUUAGAAGAGCUAGAUCUCAGCCAUAAUGCCCUUAAAACCUUCAACAAGGAAGGCUUGACGGAGUUGGAGCGCAUUCCGAAAGCAAAGUUAUACCUUGGGCAGAACCCGUACACAUGUACCUGUGGAAUUGAGCCGCUCAUCACCUUGCUAAACACUUCGCUGGACCGUGUUGUAGAUGCAGAGCAUGUGGUCUGUGUGUUCCCUGUUGAAUUGCGCAACGUUUCUUUACUGCUUGCAAGGAAGUUGGUGCUUGAAUGCUAUCACGUAGAGGAGAGCAACAACCUGGCUCUGCAAACAUCCUAUGUCUUCCUAGGCAUAGUGUUGGGUUUUGUGGGCCUAAUGUUCCUCUUUGUGCUGUACCUGAACCGGAAGGGUAUCAAGAAGCGCAUCUAUGAAAUGCGUGACACCUGCAGAGAGAUGUGGGAGGGGUAUCAUUACCGGUAUGAGAUUGACUCUGAUCCCAGGUUGUCACAAUUGUCCACGAGUGCAGAUGUGUAAUUUGGACUACUGCUAGUUUGACCCAAGUUCUUCCACCCCAGUGUCUUUAUUUGAACUUGAUUGCUAGCAAAUUUUAUAUACCUAAAGAAAUUUGACAAAAUCUACAUGUUUUGUAAAUAUCAACAUUGUUACAAAAGGUUUUCAGGCAACAUUAAUACUAGCAACCUGCACACCCAUUCUUUUUCAUACAUCCAUCAUCCUGUCCAUCUCCGUUCAGUGCAUUAACCACUAGUGAUGCGUUCCA